Molecule: messenger RNA, 4030 nt
Organism: Cygnus atratus (black swan)
Lineage: Eukaryota; Metazoa; Chordata; Aves; Anseriformes; Anatidae
Gene: CELF5
Product: CUGBP Elav-like family member 5
Exons: 14
Coding region: 1-1548 (515 amino acids)
Biological process (GO): regulation of alternative mRNA splicing, via spliceosome; mRNA splice site recognition
Cellular component (GO): ribonucleoprotein complex; cytoplasm; nucleus
Molecular function (GO): mRNA binding
Source: RefSeq, a predicted model, not a curated record
AUGGCCAGACUCCGCGAGGGCGAGGCGAGGAGGCAGCCGCCGCCGCUCCCGCCCGCCCCGCCGCCGCCGCGCCGAGCCUCCCCCAUGAGCAGCAGCGGCGGCGCGGAGCCCCCCGCGCAGCCCGGCAGCAUGAAGGACCUGGACGCCAUCAAGCUCUUCGUGGGGCAGAUCCCGCGCAACCUGGAGGAGAAGGACCUCAAGCCGCUCUUCGAGCAGUUCGGCAAGAUCUACGAGCUCACCGUGCUGAAGGACCGCUACACCGGCAUGCACAAGGGUUGUGCAUUCCUCACAUACUGUGCCAGAGACUCUGCCAUCAAAGCCCAGACAGCAUUACAUGAACAGAAGACUUUGCCAGGGAUGGCACGCCCGAUUCAGGUGAAACCCGCAGACAGCGAGAGCCGUGGAGGUAGGGACAGGAAGCUCUUUGUGGGCAUGUUAAAUAAGCAGCAGUCUGAGGAUGACGUGCUCCGGCUCUUUGAACCGUUUGGGGUCAUUGAUGAAUGUACAGUGCUGCGUGGACCUGAUGGUAACAGCAAAGGCUGUGCUUUUGUAAAGUUCUCAUCUCAUACAGAGGCUCAGGCAGCAAUCCACGCACUCCAUGGCAGCCAGACAAUGCCCGGCGCCUCCUCCAGUCUAGUGGUGAAGUUUGCUGACACAGAUAAGGAGAGGACCCUCCGUCGUAUGCAGCAAAUGGUGGGGCAGCUGGGGAUAUUCACUCCAUCUCUCACCUUGCCGUUCAGCCCAUACAGCGCCUAUGCGCAGGCUCUGAUGCAGCAGCAGACGACCGUCCUCUCCACCUCCCACGGCAGCUACCUGAGUCCUGGCGUCGCCUUUUCCCCGUGCCACAUCCAGCAGAUUGGUGCCGUCAGUCUCAACGGGCUGCCAGCCACUCCUAUUGCACAGACAUCAGGGCUACAUUCACCUCCUCUCCUGGGAACAACAGGUGUGCCUGGACUGGUGGCACCCAUUUCAAAUGGAUUUACUAGUGUGGUACCAUUCCCAAAUGGCCACCCAACCUUGGAAACGGUUUACACCAGUGGCUUUGUACCAUACUCAGCCCAGAGUCCUUCGGUAGCAGAGACUUUGCACCCAGCCUUUACAGGAGUUCAGCAGUAUGCAGCUGUGUAUCCAACCACCUCCAUCACUCCCAUCGCUCAGAGCAUCCCUCAGCCACCUCCCAUUCUGCAGCAGCAGCAACGUGAAGGUGUUGGCAAGGGAACGGCUCCCCGUGCUUAUCGCACUCACAUGGACCAAGUGAAGGAGUUGGCAGGACCAGGUCCUGAAGGCUGCAAUCUCUUCAUCUACCAUCUCCCUCAGGAGUUUGGAGACAAUGAAUUGAUGCAGAUGUUCCUACCCUUUGGCAAUAUCAUCUCCUCCAAGGUGUUCAUGGAUCGUGCCACCAACCAGAGCAAAUGUUUUGGUUUUGUAAGCUUUGACAACCCAUCCAGUGCACAAACUGCUAUCCAGGCCAUGAAUGGCUUCCAGAUUGGCAUGAAACGUUUGAAGGUCCAGCUGAAACGACCCAAGGAUGCUAAUCAUCCCUACUGAAAGGAGUGAACAAUCAGGAGUCACUUCUGCAGCACAGUGACUCACAGGACCAAAUUUUUCCAUUCAGAGACUGACUCCUUGCAAGAGGGGUUGGAAGCUAAGGGUUUACCUCUGCAGCAGUGUCUUCUCAGGAAGCACUGCAAAUAGACCUGAACAUUUUGAGAGAAUGCCUGGAUGGACAGAGAGCAAGAGAGAGAGCACAUCUCUCUACUCAACAUUAACAAGAAGCAAGGAGAAAGAGAACCACAUACCUCCAGGAUUAGGGCACAGCCAGCUGCUCAGCUCAAGUCACUCACCCACCAACCUUAGCACCAGCCUGGUUAAGGAUCUCAAGAGCUUCUGUCUUACCCUUCCAAGGGCUUCUGCAGACCAAGCUCCUGGAAUUUGGUGCCAAAGCCUAUCGUGAGCACUCCUCAAUUAGGCUGAAAGCACAGGAAAUCAACCCUUUUACCUACAAGAACUGUAUUGCCUCCCCACACAUUGUACUGGCCCAACUUCAUAGCUCUUUGUGGUAACAGGGCAUUUUUUUGAUCAAGAGAGAAGAUGAAAGUGUGAGCAAGUGCCAUCUCCAAAAUAGUGACAAAAACCUCCCAGGGGCCACGCGCUGCCUCCACGUAUUGGAAGUGGCCUAAAGCUGGCUAGCAGGCAUUUCUGAUUCACAGACCACACAGGACAUAUUCUCCAUCUGAAUUUAGCAAGCAGACUCACCUCUUGCACCCUCUGCAAAGCUUUCACAGACACAAGGAUAGUAUGCUGAAAGGUGGUUGUCAUUCUUUUUUUCCCCACCACUCCCUCCAAGGGACAGAUUAUGCAGAAUAUAUAUACACACACAUAUAUAUACAUACACUUAAGCACAGAACAUAGUUCAGAGCUUAACAAAGUUCCGUGAGCAUGUGUGUGUGGGGGGCAUACUGACAAGGCAAAACCCUUUAAUGACUUCAAACAGUCUAAAAUAAGGAGGAAAGGAGGAAGAAAAAAAAAAACAAAAAAAAAAACCACCCUCCUGAAUAAUUAGCUUCAUUAUUCCAGAAUUUGAUAAGGUAUCAAGAACAUUCCUGUGUGUAUGUAUGUGCAUGUCUGUGUUCAAAUGUGAACAGAGGGUUGGUGGAGAAAGGUUGAUGCGAUUGAUCCUGAAGAGAGAUCCAGGGACUUGAGAGGACCUCGGCCACUUCUCAUCCUCCUCCAGUUUCCCUUUGUUCAGAUGUCUGUGGCAUAGUUCUUCGAGUACCUUCACAUCUCCUGAACCACCCCUCUGUAUCUAAUGCUGAGAGUUUACAAGAGAGAUGGAUGAAGCUGUGGGAGUCUGUGUGUUUCUAUAGUCCAUGUUUACUUAUUGUAAAUACCAUUUUUAUACUUAACAUCUAUUAUGUAUGUGAUUUGUAUAAUGUACUUUAUUUCUGCUACAAUUAAUUUCAUGAAGUUUAAACUUAACCUAAUUUUCAACAAAAAAGAAAAUGACCAACAAAUGCAAAAUGGGAAGAAAAAAAAAAAAGGGGGGGGAUUUUGGAAAUGCUAGGUCACGCUCGUUUAAAACAAGCAUUUACAAUUUCUUCCAUCACAGUUACUGAUGUGACUGUACACUGUUACAGGUGUGAUACAAGCUUCAUCAAUGUCAAAUUCCUUGCUCUGGUCUAAAAAAAUCUUAAAUUUAUUUAAUAAAAGUUUUACUUCCUAAGUAACUUGGGUUUUACUUCAUGUGUUAGCUGCAUCUGCUCUUAUCUAGUACUUAUACUUGAAGACAAUCACCGAAGGCUUGAGGCAACAGAAACCUGUUUCAUUCAGCAAAUUAUCUGCAAUCAGUGGGUUGUUUUUUUUUUGUUUUUUCCCCUUUUUUUUAAGCCCUCAUCCCCCUUUUUUUUUUUUAAUAAACUGCAUCAACACAUGGUAAUUAAAGAGCAGAAGGAUUGAAAGUUCAGUCUUACAGCUGCUGGUGCUUUAUGUGUCUGUUCAAGCAUCAGUCGUUACAGCCCAAGCCCACGGUCAUGCUGAUGUGGUACAACAGCCAGGCAAGUACCAGUCACAAGACCCACCACCAGUUACUGCUUCCAGGACUAAAAGCCCAGGCCCACCACCAGUUCCUGCUUCUUGGAUGAAAAACCCAAGCUCAAACACUUGCUCGUUCAGCACAAGUACGUUCUGCAGCCGCAACCUGCUGGUUUACAAGCACGUUCUCACAGAACGUGCUGCUCCAGGAGGUGUAAGAGCGUUCUGUGUGUAGCGUGACUCCGCAGCCACACCAAGUAACGCCAUUUGGCACCUCAAAUUGUUCAAGCUGGAAGGACACCCGUCACACCCAAACCAACGCCAUUUUCUCCUCCAAUUAGCCAUGCGGCGGCAUUAAUAAGCCCAGCAUGCAAAUUUCUGCUGAUUAGCUGCAAGCCCUGAACAUACGGUGCUUGUUCUGGAAGUUUCUCCCAGACGCGUACAACGCGCGCUGCUCUCGCUGCACCCCCUCGCCUCCAGGCCGCUGCCGCCGCCCUCC